ACUUUUGAAUCUUGGUGAAUGGCGUGAUCAUAAAGACAACAACAAGAAAUUCAUUCAUCAAGUUUCAUUUCUGGAGAACAAGAUGACGGACAAGCGAUUCAUUUUAGCGAUAGACAUUGGAACAACAACGAUAAGAGGACAUGUGUAUGACGAGAAAGCAGAGUUGAUAGGACAAUGUUUGCAGAAGUUGGACUUUUGUGUACCAGAAAGGGGCCAUGUAGAAAUCAUUCCUGAUGUCCUCUGGUCGCAGUUCCUAGCUGUAGGAAGAGAAGCAAUAAAAGAUUCCAGGGUUCCAGUCGAGCAAAUUGCAUCUAUAGGAAUCUCGACACAGAGGGCGACGUUCACAACGUGGAACAAGCGCACAGCCUCCCACUAUCACAACUUCAUCUCAUGGAACGACACCCGAGCAGCUCAGUUCACAGAUUCAGUCAACAGAGCGAUUACUUUCAGGGCCAUGAAGGCUGGUGCCCGAGUUAUUAAAUGGUUAACUGGAAGCAGAAGAUACGAGGCUGCCAGUGUGCUGUCAUUCUCUCCUCAACUGACUAUCGUGAGGCUGUGUUGGGUCCUUGACAAUAUAACUGGGGUUCGAGAGGAUUUGCAGAAGGGGGAGGUCCUAUUUGGAACAAUAGAAACUUGGCUUGUGUGGAAAAUGACCAAAGGAAAAGUGCACGCCACAGACCCCUCCAAUAUAAGUUGCACAGGCCUUUAUGAUUUGUAUAUUUCUAGUUGGAACAGUAUUCAUAUGUCUUACCUUGGUCUUCCACGCUCACUGCUGCCUGAAGUUAGAGACACGAGUGGAGACUUUGGAGUUUGUGACUCGGGGUUGUUUGGUGCAGAUAUUCCUAUCAAUGCUGUAGUUGGAGACCAGCAAGCUGCUUUGUUUGGUCAGUGCUGCUACAAGUCAGGUGACAUGAAAAUCACCUUGGGAACAGGAGCGUUUGCAGUCGUCAACACGGGCAAGACACCGUCAGUACCCGCCCAAGGUGCAUACCCUUUGAUUGGCUGGAAGAUCAAAGAUGAGAUCUGUUACAUCACAGAAUGCAACCAAUCAGAUUGCGGGACUAUAGUGGACUGGGGCCAAUCCAUGGGGUAUUACAGCAGCCCAGCAGAAACUGAAGACAAAGUGAAAUCUGUUGAUGACAAUGGUGGCGUGUAUUUUGUGCCGGCUUUCAAGGGCUUGCAAGCCCCAAUCAAUGAUAACUGUGCGUGUGCCUGUCUCAUUGGGUUGACACCCAGGACGACUCCAGCGCACGUCACAAGAUCACUGCUGGAAUCAAUAACAUACAGAGUAAAGCAGCUGUAUGAUGUUGAAAUGAAGGAGAGUAGGGUCAAGCUGAACCAGGUCAUCAGAGUUGAUGGUGGAGUCAGUCAGAAUGAGUUCAUCUUACAGUCCAUGGCCAAUCUUCUAGGGCAACCUAUUGAGCGCCCCACCAACCUGGACAUGUCGUGCCUCGGGGCUGCCUUCCUGGCCGGUCUAGCUACAGGAAUCUGGAAGAACAAAGAGGAACUCCGGGGCCUGAGAAAACUGGAUGCUGUCUUUGAGCCCAAGUCCAUCACGACAGAAGAGCAGGAGUUCCAGACCUGGGAACGCGCUUUGAAGCGCGGUAUGGCAUGGUAUAAAAGCUGAUCAGUGCAGCAGUACAAGACUGUUCGAUGACAAUCCUGUCUAGUCAAUAUCCUAUGCAAAUCUAAUUUUCAAUUCCAACCCGGGGCCAGUCAGUAUAAGUAACCCUAACCUUAAACCUAACCUGAACUCUAACUCUAACCCUAUCCCUAACCCUAACCCUAACCCUGACCUUAAAACCAACCCUGACCGUAAAACCAACUUCACUACCCAAAGCUUGACCUAAAACCCAAAUGCAAUUCUAACCCUAACCGUUAUAUUUUUGAUGCCAUAAAACUUGGGGCAGUAGUUGCUGGAGAACUGUUACAACUCAUCUGGUAACAAUUGCUCCAUUGUCAAUCAUCAACAUCAUCUUUGAGCCAAUUGCCGGCGAAUCUUCUCGCCUCGCUCAGUACAACAAAAUGAAACACCCCUGUUACAGACAUCGGCAGUCAUGGCCCACUGUCAAUAUCCUAAACUAACUGGAGUCAUAACUUCAACCCUGGACCUAAUGCUAAACCUAACCCGAGACCCUAACCCUAAACCCUAACACCAAC
Molecule: messenger RNA, 2160 nt
Organism: Strongylocentrotus purpuratus (purple sea urchin)
Lineage: Eukaryota; Metazoa; Echinodermata; Echinoidea; Camarodonta; Strongylocentrotidae
Gene: gk5
Product: putative glycerol kinase 5
Exons: 16
Coding region: 83-1627 (514 amino acids)
Biological process (GO): glycerol-3-phosphate biosynthetic process; triglyceride metabolic process; glycerol metabolic process
Cellular component (GO): mitochondrion
Molecular function (GO): glycerol kinase activity
Source: RefSeq, a predicted model, not a curated record